Peromyscus californicus insignis is the source of this 5236-nucleotide messenger RNA. RefSeq names its product keratin-associated protein 10-2-like. The coding region runs from base 2797 to 3726 and encodes 309 amino acids. Lineage: Eukaryota; Metazoa; Chordata; Mammalia; Rodentia; Cricetidae. The record is from RefSeq and is a predicted model, not a curated record. The transcript is spliced from 2 exons.
GGGCGGGGUCCGAGGAUGGGCAGGACCCCAGCUGGGCGGGGGACCUCCGAGAGCCAGGGAGAGCUGGGGAUUACUCAGGGCGGCAGGUGCUCUCGUGUCCUGCCUGUGUGGACUCCCCAGUCUCCACAGGCCUGCGGGCAGAUCACGUGAUCACGCGGGUCUCGCGUGCAUGCGUGCGUGCGUGUGUGCGUGUGUGCGUGUGUGUGUGUGUGUGUGUGUGUGUCCUGAGUACCCCCAGCCCUCUGGGGUGUAAAUGCUGCUGCAUCUCAGAGGCAACAGAUAAAUUUGAUUUGCUCUCAAGGGAUUCAGAGUCUACCAGGAAAGGCAAAAGAAACUUGUUCUUUAAAUGUGGCGGUGGCCUGGGGAGAUGGCGCAGCUUCUAAAAUGAUUUACCGUCCGACUUCAUUAGGGUUUCUGUCGCUGUGACGAAACACCAUGACCAAAGGCGACUUGGGGAGGAAAGGGUUCAUUUCACUUACAGCUCCAUGUAACAGUUCAUCAUCAAAAGCAGUGAGGACAGGAACUUGAGGAAGCUGAUGCAUGCGGAGGCCACAAAGGAGUGCUGCUUGCUGGCUUGCUCCCCAUGACUUGCUCAGCCUGCUUUCUUAUAGAACCCAGGACCACCAGCCCAGGGAUGGCACCAUCCGCAAUGGGCUGGGUCCUCCCCCAUCCAUCACUAAUUAAGAACACACCCUACAGGCUUGCCUGCAGCCACAGCCUGUGGAAACAUCUUCUCAGCUGUGGCUCCCUCCUCUCUGAUAACUCUAGUUUGUGUCAAGUUGACGUAAAACUAGUCAGUCCACUGUACCAAUAUGAGGACCGGCCUUGAUCCCCAGAACCCAUGUUCUGGGGAUGGUGUACACACUUACAACCCCUUCACUGGGGAGGCAGAGACAGAUCCCUUGGGCUCACUGGCUGGCCAGCGUAGCCCACUUGGUGGGUUGUAGGCCAGUGAGAGACCCUGUCUCAAAAAACAAGGUAGGCAGCACCUAAGAAAUGACACCCAAGGUUGACCUGUGGUCUUCAUACACACACAUGCACACGCACACGCACACACACACACACACACGCACACACAUGCACACACACACGCACAUGCUCACACUCACGCACGGGUACACACUCACAGUGAUUGCCCUCUGGGGGCAGUGGUCACAGAGUGCCGGCCCUGAGACAGCACUGUGGGUGAGUGCAGCUGGAGAGCCCUCCCCGAGUUGCCUCACUGGGACCUUACAGCAGCACCAGAACUACCUCGUCGUAACUUCGCUGUCAGCUCGGUCACCCGGUCACCCAGCAGAAGCAGAAGUCAAGGUGGCCUCAAAGUUCGUGUUCCUUCAACCUAAAAACACAGCCGGGGUGAAGUCCUGGUGGGUGAAGAAAGAAAUACGAGCCUGUUGGCUGUCCUCAGAACAGGCUGCCUUCUUGAAAGACACCCCAGGUGCUGUGUCCGUGCCUUGGUCACUGGGUGCACCUGGUUUUCUGAGGUUAGUGAUUGUGGAUACCACAGGCAGAUGGCCCCUCUUAACCCAUGCCCUCCAGUUUUGUCCAAAAAUGUGUUAGCGUGUGGAACACUGAGUCAUGGGACAUUUUUCCCCCAAGGAAAGAAUUCCUAAGCUAAAUUAUUGGCGGUGACAGGACACCAAGAUUCCCUUUUGAAAGUCACUGUGCCUGUUCCCUUCUGAGAUGAACCCCAGGGGAGUCUGGCAGUGAAGAAGUCUGGUUGCCAUACUGUCGGCUUUUCUUUUCUCUUUUGAAGACUCACUUACGUCAGGGUGUGGUGGUGCACACCCUUUAACCCAGCACUCGGGAGGCAGAAGCAGGCAGAUCUCUGUAAGUUCAAGCCCAGCCUGGUCUACAUGGCAAGUUCCAGGACUAUAUAAUGAGACCCUGUCUUAAACAGACAAAAAAGACUUGUUUAUGUUUAUGAGUGUUUUGCUGCAUAUGUAUAUAUGCAUCACAUGUGUGCCUGGUGUUUGUGGAGGUCAGAAGAGGGUGUUGGAUCCCUGAGAACUGGAGUUACAAGUGAUUGUGAGCCACCAUGUGGGUUCUGGGUACCAAACCCAGGUCCUCUGCAAGAGCAGCAAGUGCUCUCAAAUGCUGAGCCCCUCUUCAGCCCCCCACUGCCCACUUCUACUUGACUGCAGCGCCCUGUGCGAGUAAUAAAGGUAGCUCACAUCUUAAUGGAACACGCGGCAAGCCAUGGCCACUAUGAUGUCCUGUGUGUUGAUUGACAGUGUCAAGGGAACUGAGGCCCAGACAGGUUCCUGAGACCUGUGGCUGGAGAGCGAGCGUUUAACUCUGAGUGAAGGCCAACCUCAGCCAAUCCAUGCUCCCAGCUUCUCUGAAACGUGUGACCCUUGCCUACCGUACAUGGACACUUUUGCCAAAACACUAAAGACGACAGAAGCCCAGACGAGUCACGCCCGUGGUUGUGCCGUCCUGUAACACAACCAUACCGAGGCUUUCAAUGUGGAGAUUUUGAUCAACUGUUAAUUUAUUCAGAAAGGAAAAGCAUAGAAAUUCUCUUUUAAAGGUAAAAGGAGGGCCAGUGAGAGGACUCGGUGGGUAAAGGCCCUUGCGCCAGGCCUGACGGCCCGAGCUUCAUCCCACAACCCACUUGGUGGAAGGAGAGUCCUCUGACCGUCACAUAAGUGUCAUAUCAUGCACACACGGACACACACAAGCAUAUACAGACACAUGCACACACAAACAAACAAUAAAAUGUACUAAAAAUAUGUUUUUUAAGUAAGAGGAGUUAAAAUAAAUUGGUCUGUGAAGUACCUGAGCGCCUGCUUCAUGGUUCUGCUGGGGACAGCACUCAUCCCUCAUGCCUUUGUCAAGUGCUGUGGGCUCUCUGCAGCCUGCGUGUGUGUGUGUGUGUGUGUGUGUGUGUGUGUGUGUGUGUGUGUGUGUGUGUGUGUGUGUGCUGCAGCCUGCCUGUGUGUGUCUGCUGCAGCCUGCCUGCCUGUGUGUGUGUGCUGCAGCCUGCCUGUGUGUGCUGCAGCCUGCCUGCCUGUGUGUGUGUCUGCAGCCUGCCUGUGUGUGUGUCUGCAGCAGCCUGCCUGCCUGUGUGUGUGUCUGCUGCAGCCUGCCUGUGUGUGUGUCUGCAGCCUGCCUGUGUGUGUGUGUGUGUGUAUGUGUGUGUGUGUCUGCUGCAGCCUGCCUGUUUGUGUGCUGCAGCCUGCCUGUGUGUGCUGCAGCCUGCCUGCCUGUGUGUGUGUCUGCUGCAGCCUGCCUGUGUGUGUGUGUCUGCUGCAGCCUGCCUGUGUGUGUGUGUCUGCUGCAGCCUGCCUGUGUGUGUGUGUGUCUGCUGCAGCCUGCCUGUGUGUCUGCUGCAGCCUGCCUGUGUGUGUGUGUCUGCAGCAGCCUGCCUGUGUGUGUCUGCAGCAGCCUGCCUGCCUCUGUGUGUGUGUGUCUGAAGCAGCCUUACCUCUUUUAUUUACAUUACUGAGAAGCAAAGGGGAGGGAAGGAGGCGGCUGAGGGCCUCGCGCCCACCCGCGCCAGGAGAUGCACCCGCACCAGGAGAUCCACCCGCCCCAGGAGAUCCACCCCCACCAGGAGAUCCACCUGCCCCAGGAGAUCGAUCACAGCUUCUGAGGAGGAGAGUGCCUGCCACUCUCCAGGCUCACCCUCCCUCCCUUCCUGCAAAGCGAGAUUCUUUCCUGGCUUUCUUAUUUUAUUUUAUGUGUUUUGCCUGCAUGUAUAUAUGUGCACCACAUGUUUGACUGAUAUCCAAGGAGGUCAGAAGAAGGUGUCGAAUUCCCCAGAAUUGAAAUUACAGACAAUUGUGAGCUAUCAUGUAGGUGCUGGGAAUUGAACCCAGGUCCUCUGGAAGAGCAGUGGAUGCUCUUAACCACUAAGCCAUCUCUCCAGCCCCAAAUUUUAUUUUAUUUAUUAUUUUGUGGUGGGUAUUUUGUGUGCAUGUAUGGCCAUGCACAACAUGCAUGCAAUACCCCGGAGGCCAGAGGAAGAUGUUGGAUCCCCUGGAACUGGAGUUACGAAUGGUUGUAAGCCACCAUAUGGGUGCUGGGAAUCAGACCUGCGUCUUCUGCAUAAACAACAAGGGCCCUUAAGCACUGCACCAUUCUCCAGCCCCUCUUUCCUGGCUUAAAACCUUCAAAUGAGAGACUCUUGAGCUCUCUGCAGCUGAAGUCACAAUACUUACGAAUUCUUACGGCUAAGAGACACUUCAGUAGUUAAGAGCUUCGUGUGCGUGGCUGCUCAUCUUGUCUCCUAGCACGUGGAAGGCAGAGAGCAGCAUUGCAUGGAGAGAGUGGCCCUGUUUCCUCCAGCCCUCCCUUCUGGCCCUUCCAUCUCCUCCUCCUUCUGCAGCCUUCCUUGAAGUCCCCUCUGUUGCUCUUUUAAGACAAGCGGUCUGCCUGAGGUGGGUCACAUAGGAGUGGACACAGAAGGACACCCGGUUGUCCAUUCGCUUCCUCUUCUGCAUGCAACCCCUCCUGCACCUUACCUGCUUCGAAACUGGUUCCUGUUCUACACCUUCCGCUCACAAUCUCAGAGCACCAAGUGGAAGGCUACCCUGGACAGCCUCCUUUAAUCUCCGAGGCUAACACCCUCGUGAGGAGAUGGGGGGUGAGGAGCAAACCAAGAAUAAGAUACAUCGAAAAUGUGCAGCAUUAGCAGAAUAAUUAGGACAUGGAAGUCAAAGGGUAGUGUGUCUCAGGGGGAACCGGGACCUCUUAUUCCCUGUUCAUAGUUUAGAAACCCCGAUGGCAUAGUAGAGAGCAUUUGAAAAGCUGUGUGUGCACACGCUGAGUAAAUGGAUCUUCCAGAAGGAAAACACAGAUCUGCUUUGUGUGGGUCACAGGGAGGGAUAAUGUAAAGUCAUUCUCAUCUGAGGGACCAGUCUUGCAGGAAAAAAAAAAAUCAACCUCUGAAACCUAUAAAUUAGAAAGAUAGUCCUGUAUCGUUUCCUAACCAUGGAGGACACCCUGCUUUUUAUGAAUUCACACAUAGUAAAACUGUAAUAACACCAGAGCUGCUGAGGUUUCUGGGUCCUUGAGGGUUAGGUGCUGGCCGCUGUUAAGUUUGAACACAGUUUAUGUUGGUGUUCUCUACUUUUCUGUAUGUUUAGAAGGUGUGAUUAUUUUAGUUUGAGGGUUCAGCUCGAGUCAAAGGCACUCACUUUACAUGCCCUUUGAACUUCUACAUUUCCUAAUGCCAGGUAAAAGGAGGGAAGGGUGUCUCUGACCUCAGUAAUGGCGUCCUCUGUUCCUC